This is a messenger RNA of Propithecus coquereli (Coquerel's sifaka), 1483 nucleotides long. RefSeq lists its product as uncharacterized. The record is from RefSeq and is a predicted model, not a curated record. Bases 262 to 1401 code for a protein of 379 amino acids. Gene Ontology annotation, biological process: regulation of DNA-templated transcription. Lineage: Eukaryota; Metazoa; Chordata; Mammalia; Primates; Indriidae. The transcript has 8 exons. Gene Ontology annotation, molecular function: calcium ion binding.
UCCAUGCCCGGCCGGCCUUUUACUCUUUGCAGACUUGAUGGGAAAAGAUCUGGGGGUCCCGGGGAAGGAGCGGGGUGCUGACGGGGAGGUUCAGGGGGACCCCAGGUGGCAGCUGAUUAACUGGGAGGAGGAUGUUUCAGUGUCUCCACAGCUGCACAUCUGUACGGGGCCCACCCGCUGCGCUCCGGCCUCUCCGCGCUUCCCGUGACCCAGCGUCCGCCUCUCCAGGGGGGCACUCACACCGGGAAGAGUGAGGUGGGGAUGCGGACAAGAGAGGGGACCCUCUCGGGGCUGGGACAGGGCCUGACCCCCUUCUUUGGGUCCCCAGAUGUGGACGAGUGCAGCUCCGGGCAGCAUCGCUGCCACCCGUCCACCGUGUGCACCAACACCGUGGGAUCGUACAGGUGCCGCUGCCGCCCAGGCUGGAAGACCAAACCUGGGCUCCCGAAUAACCAGAACAUCACUGUCUGUGAAGAGACGCCCUUUACCAACUGGACCCCGCCCCCAGGCAUCCACAGCCGGGUGAGUGGCCCCAGCAGGGACCAGGAGGCAGAAAAACCCCACACACAGCCCCAGGAUUUGAGUUUGUCUCGCUUCUUUGACAAAAUCCAGGAUCUGGGCAGAGACUUCAACCUCAGCCCCGGGCACCAUCAAGUGCCAGCAACUCUCUCUUCCCUCAACCCCGGCUGGGCGCGAAGCUCUCGAGUCCUCACCUCCGCCGGAAUCCGGGCCCCAGAGCCGCUCCUGGGGCGGGGCCUAGACCGCCCCUCCACGCAGGGAGAUGGGCUAGAGAGGCUGUGGCUAGAACCUGUCAAUCAGUCUCCGCAGGUUCCUGUGUCCCAUCGCUUCACCUUUCACUCAGGAGCCAGGGGGCGGGGCUUGAAGCCCUAUCCAAUCACGGGCGCUGAGGCGGGGCCUGGGAACGCCCAUUACAACGUGCGGGACGACCUGCAAACUCUGUUGCGUUGUGGGCCGGUUCCGCUGGUCACGAGAGCCGUAGAGAAGACGCCAGGUCACCCCGCGAGCUGGGAAAUGGACCCAGUGACCUUUGAGGAUGUGGCUGUGAACUUCACCCCCCAGGAGUGGGCUUUGCUGGAUCCUUCUCAGAAGAAUCUGUACAGAGAUGUGAUGCAGGAAAUCUUGAGGAACCUGGCAGCUAUAGGAAAAAAAUGGAAAGGAAAGAACAUCGAAGAUGAGUGUAAAAAUCCGAGGAUAAAUCUAAGGUACAUGAAAGAAUUCACACUGGAAAGAAACCAUAUGAAUGUAAGGAAUGUGGGAAAGCCUUCAUACAUUUCAGUUCCUUUCAUAGACAUGAAAGGACGCACACUGGAGAAAAACCCUACGAAUGUGAGCAAUGUGGGAAAGCAUUUGCUCAGUGGAGGAGCAUUCAGUGUCACAUGAGAAUGCACACUGGAGACAGACCUGAUGAAUGUAAGAUAUGUGGGAAAGCCUUUUAUUCUCCUGGUUCACUUCAAAGACAUGA